Cicer arietinum (chickpea) is the source of this 1072-nucleotide messenger RNA. Its product is annotated as ethylene-responsive transcription factor 2-like. Lineage: Eukaryota; Viridiplantae; Streptophyta; Magnoliopsida; Fabales; Fabaceae. The record is from RefSeq and is a predicted model, not a curated record. Gene Ontology annotation, biological process: regulation of DNA-templated transcription; ethylene-activated signaling pathway. Gene Ontology annotation, molecular function: DNA binding; DNA-binding transcription factor activity.
UUGAUUAUAUAUUCAACUGUCGAACAAUUAAACACGUGAAGACAAUUGAAGCUUCACAGAAAGACGCUUAAAAUAAAUAUUUAAUAACCGAGUAAUAAACCACACGUGCUUCCCAUACGGAUGUCAACUUUUGAACGAAAUAAUUCUAUAAAAAACAAUUGUUGCUAUAUAUAUAAACACAGUGAGUGUAUAUCACAAUCCAAUUCUUAGUGGCGUGCUUCAUAAUCACCAUAACAUGUUGUUUUCUACCACCAAAGACUCAAACUUUGCAUGUUUAGAACACAUUCAACAAUACCUUCUUCACGAUGAUUCCGACAUUCCUACAUCACAUCAACAUAUUCAAACCCCUAAACUUGAAAAUAAUUCAAACACAACUGCAGCUGCGCGUAAGGUGCACGCACCUCCAAUUUGGAAGCGUUACCGUGGCGUGAGACGUAGGCCAUGGGGGAAGUUUGCGGCGGAGAUUAGAGACCCUAAGAAAAAUGGUGCUAGGGUUUGGCUUGGGACUUAUGUGACUGAGGAGGAAGCAGGUUUGGCUUACGACAAAGCUGCUUUUAAAAUGCGUGGUCGAAAGGCCAAACUUAAUUUUCCCCACCUCAUUGGCUCUGAUGUGGCAACGUCAGAGUCAAAGAGGGAGGUGGCUUUGAAACGGUGUUCGCCAGAACCUUCUUCCUCGUCGGAGGAUAGUUGUGAGUCAUCAUCACAAGGGUCAAAGAGGAGGAGCAUGGUUAAUCUACUUAACAAAUUAGCCAAUAAUAGAAGCCAAGCUAUGGUGUUUGAAAUUGAAAUGGCAUCACAAGAAAAUGCUAUUGAGCAAUGGGUGAAUGAGUUGAAUGAGCAAGCUACUUGUGUUUGUUCAUUUUAAUAUUGAUGUUUGUGCAGCUCCUAAGUUUUAAUGUUUUUGCUUUGAGUAGCUGUUCCUAAUAAGUUUGUGACAAUUUUUGCAUUACCCCUCAUGAAAGUCAAGGGGUGAUGUUUUAUACACAAAACUACUACUACUAUAUUGUAAUUUUUUCGACAUUGUAUUUCUUUGGAUUUGUUGUUUAGUUGAAGAAAAUGAUGUUUAACAAUA